UACUGUAACAGUAAAUCGCGCAGCGCUGGUUGGUGUAGUCGUCUGUAGAAAGGUCACUACAUGUAACCGGUGGAUUGUGGUUUUAGUGUCUCAUUUCACAACUUAAUACUUACUCUGCAAAUCUAGUAUUAAAAUACAAAAAACCUUACCUGUGAAAGUGAAAACGUUGCUUAGUGCUAUUUUCGAGUUACGCUUUAUUAUUUUAUCGAACUUACUUUGAGGUAUGGAGUGGGAAGGGCCGCCCAAGCAAGGCUUGUACGACCCCCAGAACGAGCACGAAGCCUGCGGUGUUGGUUUUGUUGUUGCUAUCGACGGAAAACGCAGUCAUAAAAUUGUUCGAGAUGCUGAAGUUCUGGCUAAACGUAUGGAGCACCGCGGUGCCUGCGCGUGCGACAAUGAUACCGGUGAUGGCGCCGGUGUACUGACCGCUAUCCCUCAUCAAUUCUACUGUGCUCAACUAAGAGACAGUCACCAGAUCGAUUUGCCCCCCUUCGGGCGAUAUGCGACCGGGAUCUUCUUCUUAGACAAACUGCAUCACCAGGACAUAGAAGCCAAGUUUCUAGUACUAGCCGAGAGUCUUGGUCUUAAGGUGCUGUGCUGGCGUACCGUUCCUACAAAAAACAGCAGCAUCGGUCAGGUGGCUCGUAACUCGGAGCCGUAUAUGCGUCAAGUGUUUGUUACCGGCGAUAUCGAGGACGAGACCCAGCUGUCGCGGCAGAUAUUCGUGCUCCGUAAACGCGCAAGCCACGAGCUGGUGGUGCCGGGCGCCAGGUUCUAUAUAUGCAGCCUGUCGCUCAGGACUAUCGUGUACAAAGGACUUCUAACUUCUAAUCAGCUAUGGGAGUACUUCAAGGAUCUGAGCAAUCCAGCGUUCACAACGUAUUUGGCGCUUGUCCACACAAGAUUCUCAACGAAUACGUUUCCGAGCUGGGAAAGAGCACACCCAUUGAGGGUUCUCGCCCACAAUGGAGAAAUAAAUACGUUACGAGGUAACGUCAAUCUGAUGAAAGCUCGCGAGGGUGUGAUGAAGAGCGACAUAUUUGGAGACGACUUGAAGAAGCUAUAUCCAGUGGUGGAGCCCAACCUGUCGGACUCUGGGUCGGCGGACUGCGUGCUGGAGUUCCUGGCGCAGGCGGGCGGCAGGUCGCUGCCCGAGGCGGUGAUGACCAUGGUGCCCGAAGCGUGGCAGAACGACCACACCAUGCACCCCGACAAGCGCGACUACUACCAGUGGGCCUCCUCCGCCAUGGAGCCGUGGGACGGACCCGCCCUGGUCUCCUUCACGGACGGCCGGUACAUCGGUGCUAUACUGGACAGGAACGGUCUGCGGCCGUCUCGUUUCUACGUGACCAGCGAGAACAUACUGGUCAUGGCCUCCGAAGUCGGAGUGUACGACGUCGAGCCUGAGAAGGUCGUACUCAAGAGUCGUCUGAAGCCGGGCCGGAUGCUGCUCGUGGACACGGUUCAGAAAAGAAUGAUUCAAGAUGUCGAGUUGAAGAUGGAAAUAGCGAGGAGCCGACCGCACUCUGAGUGGCUGAGAGAUAAGAUGAUCACAAUGGAGGACAUAUACAAAUCAUUGAGUCCAGCCGAGAAUGGUUCUACGGUUUCCAACGGCGAAUCUCGACCCAUUUCGGGCCUUUCUGACAAAAGACUCGGUCUCUUCGGUUACACCAUCGAGUCAAUCCACAUGCUGCUGCUUCCCAUGAUACAGAACAAGAAGGAAGCCCUCGGAAGCAUGGGCAACGACGCUCCGCUGGCGUGCCUGUCCCGCUUCCAGCCGCUGCCCUACGAGUACUUCAAGCAGCUGUUCGCGCAGGUCACGAACCCGCCCAUCGAUCCGUUCAGGGAGAAGAUAGUGAUGUCCCUGCUGUGUCCGAUCGGACCGGCGCCGAAUAUCCUGCAGCCCGGCGCCGAGUUCGUGCACCGACUGUUCCUGCCGCAGCCCGUGCUGUCCCUGCCGGACCUCGACGCGCUCAAGCGGACCAGCUACCGGGGCUGGAAGACGCAAGUAUUGGACUGCACGUACGAAGCGUCGUCGGGCGCGAGCGGGCUGGUGGCGGCCCUGAACGCCGUGUGCGCCGCCGCAGAGAGCGCCGCCCGCGCGCGCUGCCAGCUGCUCGUGCUGUCCGACCGCGCCGCCGGACCCAAGCGCGUGCCCGUCAGCUCGCUGCUCGCGCUGGGAGCUGUACAUCAUCAUUUAAUUGAAACCCGUCAGCGAAUGAAAGUUGGACUCAUUGUCGAGACGGCCGAAGCGAGAGAGGUUCAUCACAUGUGCGUUCUGUUAGGCUACGGCGCCGACGCGAUCUGUCCGUACUUGGCCUUCGAGCUGGCGUUCGCCCUCCGCAACGACAACAUCCUCGACCCGAACCUCACCGACGACGACAUCUACUCCGCCUACCAGAAGGCCAUUGAGACCGGCCUCGCCAAGGUCAUGGCCAAGAUGGGCAUCAGCACCCUCCAGUCUUACAAGAGCGCUCAGAUAUUCGAAGCCGUCGGCUUGAGCGAGGAAGUCAUCGAUAAAUGUUUUAAAGGAACCCAAUCUAGGAUUGGUGGCGUGAACUUUGAGAUUCUGUCGAAUGAGACGUUGGACCGACACGCCAUGACUUACGGGGAUUGCGUAGAUAGUCUCGUUUUGAGGAACCCGGGCAACUAUCACUGGCGCGCCGGCGGAGAGAAGCACGUCAACGACCCCACGUCCAUCGCCAACCUGCAGGAGGCCGCGCUCGGGAACAGCAAGUCUGCCUACGACCGGUUCAGAGAGAGCACGCUGGAGUCGGUCCGCGCCUGCACGCUGCGGGGCCAGCUGGAGCUCGUGCGGCUGGACGAGCCCAUCCCUAUCAGCGAAGUGGAGCCGGCCUCGGAAAUCGUUAAACGUUUCGCUACAGGUGCGAUGUCAUUCGGAUCGAUAUCUCUGGAGGCUCACACGACGCUCGCCAUCGCCAUGAACCGCAUCGGAGGUAAAUCCAACACCGGAGAAGGAGGGGAAAACGCUGACCGAUAUUUGAACCAGGACCCCGACUACAGCAAGCGCUCGGCCAUCAAACAAGUCGCGUCGGGACGGUUCGGGGUGACGGCCUCGUACCUCGCGCACGCGGACGAUCUGCAGAUCAAAAUGGCGCAGGGGGCCAAACCCGGAGAAGGUGGAGAACUGCCCGGCUACAAGGUGACGGCGGACAUAGCGCGCACGCGGUGCUCGGUGCCGGGCGUGGGGCUGAUCUCGCCGCCGCCGCACCACGACAUCUACUCCAUCGAGGACCUCGCCGAGCUCAUCUACGACCUCAAGUGCGCCAACCCCAAGGCUCGCAUAUCCGUCAAACUGGUGUCCGAGGUCGGGGUCGGGGUCGUCGCUUCCGGGGUCGCCAAGGGCAAGGCAGAGCACAUCGUGAUCUCUGGGCACGACGGCGGCACCGGCGCGAGCUCGUGGACCGGCAUCAAGUCGGCCGGCCUGCCCUGGGAGCUGGGGGUCGCCGAGACGCACCAGGUGCUCGUGCUCAACGACCUCAGAUCCAGGGUCGUCGUACAGGCGGACGGUCAGAUCCGGACCGGGUUCGACGUGAUGGUCGCCGCGCUGCUCGGGGCCGACGAGUUCGGGUUCAGCACCGCGCCGCUCAUUGCGCUCGGCUGCACGAUGAUGCGCAAGUGCCACUUGAACACGUGCCCGGUCGGCAUCGCCACGCAGGACCCGGUGCUCCGGAAGAAAUUCGCCGGGAAACCUGAACACGUCGUCAACUACCUCUUCAUGCUGGCGGAAGAGAUACGUCAGCACAUGGCUGAAGUCGGUGUGCGGCGCUUCCAAGACCUGAUCGGUCGCACGGACCUGCUCAAGGUGCGCGAGAACAACGACAACCCCAAGGCCAGGCUGCUCAACCUGAGCCUCAUACUGAAGAACGCUCUCCACAUGAGGCCCGGGGUCAACAUCAUCGGGGGCUCCAAAGCGCAGGACUUCCAACUGGAGAAACGUCUGGACAAUCAGCUGAUCGAGCAGUGCUCCGGCAUCCUGGACGGGACUCAGGCGCACGCCGACAUCAAAAUGAAAAUAACGAACGAGGACCGCGCGUUUACUUCCACCCUGUCCUAUCGGAUCGCUAUGGAAUAUGGCGACGACGGUCUACCGGACGGUAAAACUGUUAACAUCUCAUUGACCGGUUCAGCGGGACAGAGCUUCUGCGCGUUCCUGUCCAAGGGCAUCACUGUAACGCUCGAGGGAGACGCUAACGACUACGUCGGCAAGGGUCUGUCGGGCGGCACCGUGGUCAUCUACCCGCCGCGGGAGUCUCCCUUCGAGUCGCAUCUCAACGUCAUCGUGGGGAACGUGUGUCUGUACGGAGCCACCUCGGGACGCGCCUACUUCAGGGGCAUCGCGUCGGAGCGGUUCUGCGUGCGCAACUCGGGCUGCACGGCCGUGGUGGAGGGGGUGGGGGACCACGCGUGCGAGUACAUGACGGCGGGCGCGGCGCUCGUGCUGGGGCUCACCGGCAGGAACUUCGCGGCCGGCAUGAGCGGUGGCAUCGCCUACGUCUACGACAUUGAUGGUUCAUUCAAAGGGAAAUGUAACCCUGAAAUGGUUGAACUCUUACCUUUGGAACUCGAAGACGACCUCAAAUAUGUACAGAAACUUCUCGAAGAAUUCGUAGAGUACACUGGAUCACUGAUCGCGGUAGAACUAUUAAAGACAUGGCCCGAACCAGCGAAGAAGUUCGUCAAAGUGUUCCCGUACGAGUACCAGCGAGCGCUGAAGCAGAUGGCUCUGAAGCAGCCGGCCGCGCAGAAGGGCGACACCAAUGGACAUCAGAACGGCGUGCUCGACAUAGAGGAGACCGUUAAGGAUGUCGAGUUCGAGAAGAAGAAUCUCGAAAAGAUCUUGGACAAGACCAGAGGGUUCAUGAAGUACGGUCGCGAGACGGCGCUGUACCGCAGCGCGGAGAGCCGGCUGCGCGACUGGGAGGAGAUCUACGCGGCGGGCGCGGUGCGGCGCUCCGUGCGCGUGCAGGCGGCGCGCUGCAUGGACUGCGGCGUGCCCUUCUGCCAGAGCGCGCACGGCUGCCCGCUCGGCAACCUCAUCCCCAAGUGGAACGACCUCAUCUACCGCGCCGACUGGGCGCAGGCGCUCGCGCAGCUGCUGCAGACCAACAACUUCCCCGAGUUCACUGGGCGCGUGUGUCCGGCGCCGUGCGAGGGCGCGUGCGUGCUGGCCAUCAGCGAGCCCGCCGUCACCAUCAAGAACAUCGAGUGCGCCAUCAUCGACCACGCCUUCGAGGCGGGCUGGCUCAAGCCGGAGGUGCCGCCGCAUCGGAACGGGCACACGGUGGCCGUGGUGGGCUCGGGCCCCGCGGGGCUGGCCUGCGCGCACCAGCUCAACAAGGCCGGCUACACGGUGACGGUGUUCGAGCGGAACGACCGGGCGGGCGGCCUGCUGCAGUACGGGAUACCUACUAUGAAGCUGAGCAAGGAGGUCGUCGCCAGAAGGAUCAAGCUGAUGCAGGCCGAGGGGAUCGUCUUCAAGUGCAACGUCGACGUCGGGAAGGAUAUAUCCGCUAAUGAAUUAGCAAGCGAGUACGACGCGCUGGUGCUGUGCCUGGGCGCGACCUGGCCCCGCGACCUGCCCCUGAAGGGCCGCCAGCUCAAUGGCAUCCACUACGCCAUGGAGUUCCUUGAGACCUGGCAGAAGAAGCAGGCGGGAUCCACUCAUCCACAUAUGAAGGACAACCCCGAACUCAACGCCAAAGAUAAGGACGUGCUCAUCAUCGGAGGCGGAGAUACCGGAUGCGAUUGCAUAGCCACUUCGUUGCGUCAGGGCGCGAAGACAAUAACGACAUUCGAAAUCUUACCCGAGCCGAAAAAGACCAGAGGACUAGAUAACCCUUGGCCUCAGUGGCCUAGAGUUUUCAGAGUGGACUACGGUCACGAAGAGGUGAAGGUCAAGUUCGGUAACGACCCCAGGAGGUUUUCGACGCUCACCAAAGAAUUUUUGGACGACGGCGAGGGCAACGUGUGCGGCGUGCUGGCGGUGGAGGUGGAGUGGAGCCGCGGCGCGGGCGGGCGCUGGGACAUGCGCGAGGUGGCGGGCUCGCAGCGGGAGUACCGCGCCGACCUCGUGCUGCUCGCCAUGGGCUUCCUCGGCCCCGAGAGAUACGUCGCCAACCAGCUCGAUCUCCCGCUGGAUGCGCGCAGUAACAUCGAAACACUGAAAUCGGAUAUUUACAAAACGAACGCCAAGAACGUUUUCGCGGCUGGAGAUUGCCGGAGAGGCCAGUCGCUGGUGGUGUGGGCGAUAUCCGAAGGUCGACAAGCGGCGCGGUCAGUGGAUAUCUUCCUGUCGGGCCGGUCGUCCCUGCCCGGACCGGGCGGGGUCAUACACGAGAACUGAACCGCUGCGCCGUCGCCGUUCGCUUCAUGAUGUAACGUUAGAGGCCUCGCAGACCGACCGGCACCCCUUUUAUAAAAAGGACUUUGUGUUUCGUCCGAACUGCUAGAUCCGCGUCUGUUUUCUGACUCGCUCUCCCACAAAUCUUAAUUUGUCAAUCGCAGCCCAAAAAAACUUAAGAGGACAACACAGAUGCGGACGUGGUGUGCCAACCCUACAUAGCGGCAUACAGGCAAGAAGACAUAGAAUGUCAAUAGAAAAAAAACACAACUAACGCCAUCUAUGAAUUGGGGAAAUAUUUUAAUUAACACUAGAUUUUUUUAUCUGAUAUAAUUUAAGGACACAAAGUUACGAUGGGUGCUCGUCGGCGUAAGAUCUCUGUAGAUUUGUAGGAUAAUAGAAUAGCACACUUAGCGCUACGCGUAGUCCUAAAGGAAUAUUAUUGUGUAGGGCAAAACGUCAAGGAUUGAAACGUUGAGAUGUCCCGUUUUUAAAAUUACAAAAGGGAUCGGUUACAGAAGUUUAAUGAUUAAACUAUACGCCAUAAAGUAUUCGUUGAAAUAUAAAAAAACACGCUAAUUAUUACAUCGAGGGAAAUGCUAUUUGAUCUAAGCGACAUUUCGCUAAAUACACGACAUGUAUCUUUGUAAUUAAAGGUCUUAUUUACUAUUAGCGUCAACAGUUCGACGUUUUUAAUUGAACUUCAAUUAAGUUUACUUCAUUGAAAUAGCUAAAGAAAUUUUGUAUGCCAAUUUUUCUUUAACUUUAAAUCGUUCUACUGUAAAGUUGCCAAAAUGUAGCUUAAAUUAAAUAGCCUUUCACGACUCGACAUUAUCGUCAGCGUCACACGGCAGCGCUUGCUAACACUUUUGUAACUUGUUUUAUGAAAAACUCCGGCUGCAGAUUCUACGUUUCUAAAAGAACUAUGGAAAAGAUACAGAAUACAGUAUAGAAAAAAAAUGUUGUUUACAAUGUUUGAGAUUUUUAAUAAUUUAUUAUUAUUAUUGACAGUUUUUAUAUGUGUUUUCAUUUUGUAUUGUAUAUAAUAAUUUUGUUGGUUAUUGUUGUCGUAUUCUCGAGACGCGCACUUUGAAUAAUAAAUACUGAUAACAAUGUGAUCCAUUUUAGAUGUUAAAUUGUAUUUUUAUUUAUCUACAAUCUAACGAUCUAAUAAUAUUGGUAAAAUACUCAACCUGGAAAACUUUUGUGUCACAAUCAUAAUAUGAUGAAGGCAGAAAAUGUUUUUUUCGCAGUUUUUAUUAUAUUUAUAAAUGGAACUUUAAUUUUUCACCAGCAGUCAGGUGCAUUAAUAUCGUUAAAAACGUUCCAAUGCUAAUUCGUGUGUUCCUUUAUUAGCGAUUUAAAUUUAAAAAAAAACUGAAAAGUUGGACGUUUACUCACUGAAAAUACCAUUUUUGUGUGUGACUUGUUUGAAACAUGAUUCUCAUUCACGAAUAUGCAAAUAUUUUACUUCCCAACUCAAUUUAACAUGAUUCAUGUACCGUAUUAGAAAUCUGAUUGGAUUUUAGAAAAAAAAAGAUCUUCACAAAAACAUUAGGUAAAUCUUUUACCUAAGCAAAACUUUAAAUUUUAUUUACUGGCUUAAACUGUAUAAGCAUCGGUUUUAUUUUUUGGUCUCCGCAAUAGAAUUUGAUCACAACUAUUCAUUUAUACGUAAUUCUUUUUUUUUUGUACGUUCAGACCGGUUUCCAUAAUUCUAAAAUUUUACAAGAAAAUAAGUAUGUAAUUAAAUAUUAUUUCAUUUUCGGAAUAGAUAUUAAAUAUUUAAUAUUAAUUUGUAGUUUCUUAUAAAUAUGUAUUAAGGAAUAAAUUUCUUUCAUUAGUAUUUAUUUAACCAUGUCAUGGAUUACAUGAACGGGAAAUGAAACCGCUAACUUUAAAAACCUCGUUCAUAUAAAACAUUCUGACUUUAUUUUUGUUGUGCUGUUUUAUUUUUAAGUGUAAUCAUUUAGAAGUAUGUUUCAAUUGUAUAAAAAAAUAUAUCAAGAAACUCAAGAUUCAUUUCCAUUUACGAUGGGUUAUGUUGUUAACUUUGUUUAAUAAUGCGUAAAUAAAAUCAUGUAAUAUUUAUUUCAUCUUUUAAUUUUGUCAUCAUUUUGUUGUGACUCAGUUAAGUAAUUGCGUUUCGUAAAUACGAAGCUGCGAAGCUGUGUGGCAGUUGCAAAAGCAGAGUUGAGUUUAUUUAUUUAUGUAAUAGUUUGAAAUUGAAAAAACAAAACUUGAAUUGACCCUUUGUUUUAGAAGCAGGCUUGUCUUUUUCAUUGUUAUUUCUGAGCAAGUGUCUAUGAAGCGCCCAGUUCCCGCCAAAUCAAACGAUGAGAGAUUAUCUUAAAUAAUGCAUAUAUUUUUUUAUGUUUGUGUCUCUGUACGUUCCCAAAAGCAUUCAUCCAACUGUCAAACUGCGCAAAUAUUGGCAUUCCCGCGCUGACUGUGUCAAAGGUGUCGGAUCGCCCAGUAUCUUAGAAUCGAUGCCUUUGAUACAAUUAGCAAUGGUCGCAUCGCAACCUGACCAAAUGUUUGAAAGGCUAAUAAUGUUACUGAAUUUUCAGUUAAAAAUUUUAGUACGAGUUUGAGAGAGUUAUUUUCCUUUCCCCGUGGAACACUUACCUACCCCCGGUAUUUGAUUGACAUCAAUCUUCGUCCAGUGACCGAAAUUCGACCAUAGUCAUUAACGAUUAAACAACCAAAUGCAAACAUACAGGACGAAGCGUAUUUUCCUCUUACCAAAAAAAAAAUUAUCCCGCCAUUUCCAAAGUCGGCCUUAAUUUUUUUUUUAGUUAUGUCCUUAACAAAAACCUUGCCAUAUUAAUAAUAUUUUCAUCUAGCGACAUCCAAAUGUCAAUGUUUAGUGAUUUCAACACGGUUUAAUUAUUUUAAUUCGCGUUAUACGUUUCCCUCGCUUUGUUGACAAAAUGUAAAAUACUUGACACUGGCCAAAUGCACGAAUGGUGCCGAGCCAAAAUUAAGAAGAAGAAGAAGAAGUGAUUUCAACAAAUUGUAGUCACCUAUUUGUCCUGAAUCCAUAUAUAGUGUGGCAGAAUGACGCAACUUUGUUGACAACUGCCGAAUACUGGACUUUGAAAUUUGAAAUUGACUUAUUCGAUCCAAUUAUUCAUCUUAAUUAUGAUCGAGACAGCACUUGAAGAAGAAGAAUCUAUCACAAUAUAUGAAUUUAAAGUUUGCUAAGGGUUUGGGAUUUCAAAAUGAUUGACUCAACCAAACACACAAAUCGCCUUCUUUGGGAAGUAAUGGCGUGGUUAUAUUUAAUGGCGAUUCGUUCAUCAAAGACUACUCUUUUGUCCCAGUUUCCUUGCCGUUUAUGUCUUAAAACUACAAAUUUUACCUUUAUUAAUAAAGGUUCUCAAUAAUUUCAUUUUCAUACAUCACAGUGGAAUUUCACCAUCAAUUCGGGGUGUCUUGUGAUUGAGGCAUAUUCGUAUUUAUACCCUUCAACUAUCAAAUACCUAUGAGGAUAUUUAAAAUAGCCUACAAAAUGUAGUACAAGUAAUAGAUAAAAACCAAAACACAAUUUAUGUAAUUCUAACGUUUCGAUAUGAUAUUAUUGACAAUAAUUAAAUGUUUAUUCGUAGUCGAAACUUGUACACGAUGUUAUAGCGAAAUAAAAAUAUAUUUCGGCACA
Molecule: messenger RNA, 10025 nt
Organism: Bombyx mandarina (wild silkworm)
Lineage: Eukaryota; Metazoa; Arthropoda; Insecta; Lepidoptera; Bombycidae
Gene: Gogat
Product: glutamate synthase
Molecular function (GO): iron-sulfur cluster binding; flavin adenine dinucleotide binding; FMN binding
Source: RefSeq, a predicted model, not a curated record